Messenger RNA from Agrilus planipennis (emerald ash borer), 765 nucleotides. It is a transcript of the gene geminin, whose product is annotated as geminin. Bases 129 to 623 code for a protein of 164 amino acids. The record is from RefSeq and is a predicted model, not a curated record. Gene Ontology annotation, biological process: negative regulation of cell cycle; negative regulation of DNA replication. The transcript has 4 exons. NCBI's taxonomy places the organism in Eukaryota, Metazoa, Arthropoda, Insecta, Coleoptera, Buprestidae. Gene Ontology annotation, cellular component: nucleus.
UGCCAUUGGGGAAGCACUUGUCAGGUUAUUGUGUUACUGGUUUUGAUGUUUACAGUAAUGUUCUGUUUUCAAAAACAUUAAUGUUUCUUUCUUGAAGAAAAUUAGAACUUGCAUUUAGAUUUAUCACAAUGAAAACUGAAAGUACAAGUAGGUCGAAUAGAAAAGCUUCCAUCGACGAAAAGGAAAACAUUAAAAAUACAAGAAAAACCCUUAAAAUAAUCCAAGAAUCUGCUAUCGAUAAAGAGAAUCUCGUUGGACGUUCAAAGUCUGUAAAAGAUACCAAAUUGGCUGCAAACUCAACUGGAGGCACGUUUAAAGCAAAGAAACCAGUAAUUUUGGUAGAUAAAGGAGUGCAAACUGGGGAGACUGUUAUAACAGCUGCAGAUUUAAUAUCAGAUGAACCUGGAAUUGACUAUUGGAAGACAUUAGCAGAGCAACGGAAAGUAGCCUUAGAUGAAAGUUUGGAAGAGAAUGGAAGGUUGAAGGAUGUUAUUGAAUCACUGGAGGAAGAGAACAAGAUCUGUAAAGAAAUGCUGAAUGAAGCCAAAGAAUUAGUAGCAGUACUACAAGAAAUGAUGGACGAUAGAGAUGAAAACACUGAAGAUUUUGAAGUAGAGUCAUAAAAUUAUGAUCAGUUUAUGUGUAUAUUGACGUAACUAAUUGUCUAGUUAUUUAGUUAAGCGUAGUUAUCACAGUCAUUGUAUUAAGUCGAUAAGAGUGUACUUUUAAUUAAUUAUUUUUGAUACAAUAAAUUUUUUAUGAUUA